This is a messenger RNA of Knipowitschia caucasica, 5133 nucleotides long. Lineage: Eukaryota; Metazoa; Chordata; Actinopteri; Gobiiformes; Gobiidae. The record is from the annotation of a GenBank genome assembly.
AUGUUGUGGGGGGUUGGGUGGGUUGGUGGGGGGGUGGGGUGUGGGGGGGGGGUGGUUUGGUGGGGGUGGUUGGGUUUUGGGGUGGGGGGGUUGGGUGUGGUUUUGUGUGGUUGUGUGGUUUUGGGUGUGGUGGGUUUUUGGGUUUUGGUGUGGGUGUUGGGUGGGGGUGUUUGGGUGUGUGGUGGUGGGUGUUGUGGGUUUUUGGUUUGUGGUUAUUGGGGGUUGUUGGUUUGGUGUGGGGGGGGUUUGGGUUUUGGGGGGGGGGUGGGUGUUGUUGUUGUGGGUUUGUUUGUGGUUGUGGGGUGGGUGUGGUGGUGUGGUUGGGGGUGUGUGGGGGGGGGGGUGUUGGGGGGGGGGUGGUGUGGGGGGGUGGUGGGGUGGUUGUUGGGUUUUGGGUGGGUGGGGGGGGGGGGGUGUUGUUUUUUGGGUGGUGUGUUGUGGUGUGGGUUUUGGUUGUUGUUUUGUGGUUUGGGGGGGGUGGGUGGUGGUGGGGUGGGUGGGGUGGGGGUGUGGUGGGGGUGGUGGUUUGGUGUGGGGGGGGGGUGGGGGGGGUGUGUGGGUGGGGGGGGGGGUGGGUUGGGGGGUUUUGGGGGGGUGGGUGUUGUGGGGGGGUGGGGGGGGGGUGGGGUGGGGGGGUGUGUUGUGAGGUGUGUGGUGUUUGGUUGGUGGUUGGGUGGGUGGGUGUUUGUGUGUGGUGGGGUGGUUAGGUUUUGGUUUUUUGGGUGUGGGGGGGGGUUGGUUUUGGUGGGGGUAUGGUGUGUGGUUGGGUUUUUUUGUGGUGUGUGGAGUAGUUGGGGGGUUGGGGUGUUUUGGUGGGGGGUUUGGUGGUGGUUUAGUGUGGUUGUGUGGUGGGGUUUGAUUUUUAUGGUUUUUGGAUUGAGUUUGUUUGGGGUUUGUUGUAUGAUGGUGUUUUUGGUUUUUGGGGUUUGGGGUAGUUUGGGGGUGGGUGUGGGGUGGGGGGGUGGUGGGGUUGGUGUGGGGGGGGGGGUUGGGGGUGGGUGUGUGGUGGUGGGUGGUGGUUGGUUGGUGUUGUUUGGGUUGGGGGGGUGGUGGGGGGGGGGGGGGGGGGGGGUGGUGGGGUGGUGGGGUGGGGGGGGGGGGGGGUGUGGGGGGGGUGGUGGGGGGGGUGGGGGGGGGGUGGGGUGUGGGGGGGUGGUUUGGGGGUGUUGGGUUUGGGUGUGUGGGGGUGGGUUUGGGUGGGUGUGUGGGGGUGGGGUGUUGGGGGUGGGGUUGUGGGGUGGGGGUGUGGGGUGGGGUGUGUUGGGGUGGGGUUUGUGGGGUGGGGGUGUGUGGGGGGUGGGUUUUGGUGGGGGUGGGGGUGUGGGUGGGGGUGGGGUGUGUGGGGGGUGGGGUGUGUGGGUGGGGUUUGGGGUGGGGGGUUGGUGUUUGGGGGUGGGGGUUGUGGGGGAGGGUUGUUUGGGGUGGGGAGUGUGGGGGGGUGGGUGUGGGGGUUGGGGGUGGGGGUUUUUGGUGGUUUGGUUGGGUGGUGGGGGUUUGUGGGGGUGUGGGUGUGGUGGGGGGUGGGGUUUGGGUGGGGUGGGGUUGUGGGGUGGGGGUGUGUGGGGGUGGGGUGUGUGGGGGUGGGGUGUGGUGGGUUGGGGGUGUGUGGGGGUGGGUUGUGUGGGGUGGGGGGGUUGUGGGGGUGGGGUGUGGGGUGGGGGUGGGUGUUGGGGGUGGGGUGUGUGGGGGUGGGGUUGGUGGGGUGUGGGGUGUGUGGGGUGGGGUUUGUGGGUGUGGGGUGUGUGGGGGUGGGGUUGUGGGGUUGGGUGUGUGGGGUGGGGUGUUGGGGUGGGGUGUGUGGGGGUGGGGUGUUGGGGGUGGGGUUGUGGGUGGGGUGUGUGGUGGGUUUGUGGGUGGUGUGGUGGGGUGGGGUGUGUGGUGGGGUGUUGGGUGGGUGUGUGUGGGGGGGGGGGUGUGGGUGUGGUGGGUGUGGGGUUGUGGGGGUGGGGGUUGUGGGGGUGUGUUUGUGGGGUGGGGUGUGUGGGGGUGGGGGGUGUGUGGGUGGGUUGUGGGGGGGGGUUUUUUUGGGGGGGGGGGGGGGGGUUGGGGGUGUGGGGGGUGGGGGUGUGGGGGUGGGGGUUUGGGGUGGGUGUGUGGGGGUGGGGGUUGUGGGGUGGGUUUUGGGGGUGGGGUGUGUGGGGGGUGUGGUGUGUGGGUGUGGGGGUGUGGUGGGGGUGGGGUUGUGGUGGGUGUGUGGGGGUUGGGGGUGUGUGGGGUGGGGUUGUGGGGGUGGGUGUGGUGGGGGUGGGUUGUGUGGGGGUGGUGUGUGGGGGUGGUGUGUGUGGGGUGGGGUGUGGUGGUGGGUUGUUGGUGGUGGUGUGUUGUGGGGUGGGGUGUGUGGGGUGGGUUUGUGGGUGGUUUGUGGGGUGGGUUUGUGGGGUGGGGUUGUGGGUGGGGUGUGUGGGGGUGGGGUGUGUGGGGGUUUGUGGUGUGUGGGUGUGUUGUGGGGUGGGGUGUGUGGGGGUGGGGGUGUGUGUGGUGGGGGUGUUUGGGUGGGGGGUGUUUGGGGGUGGGGUGUUGGGGUGGGGUGUGGUGGGGGGUGGGGUUGGUGGGUGUGGUGGGUUUUGGUGGGUUGUGGUGGUUGUGGGGGGUGGGGGGGUGUGGGGGGUGUGUGGUGGUUGGGUGGGGUUUGGGUUGUGUGUGGGUGGGUGGGGUGUUAGGUGGGUGUGUGUGUGGGGUGGGGUGUGUGGGGGUGGGGUGUGUGUGGUGGGGUUGUGGUGGGGGUGGGGUUGGUGGGGGUGGUUGUGUGGGGGUGUGGUUGUGUGGGUGUGUGUGGUGGGGGGGGGUGUUUUUUGUGUUGUUGUGUGUGGGGUGUGUUGGGGGUGGGUUGGUGGUGGGUUGUGGGGGUGGGGGGGGGGGGGGGGGGGGUGGUGGGGGGGGGGGGUGGGGGGGGUGGUGGGGGGGGGGUGGGGGUUGGUGGGGGGGGGGGGGUUGUGGGGGGUGGGUUGGGGGUUGGUUGGUUGGGUGUUGGGUGUGUUGUGGGGGUUGUGGGGGUGGGGGUUGUGUGGGUGGGGUGGGGUUGGGGGGGGUGUGGUGGUGUGUUGUUGGGGUUUGGGGGGUGUUGGGUGUGUGGUGGGGGGGUGGGUGUGGGGGUGGGUGGUGGUUGGUGUGUGUGGUGGUGGGGGGGGGUGGGGGGGUGUGGGUGUGGGGUGGGGGGGUGGGGGGGUGGGGGUUGUGGGUGGGGUGGGUGUGUGGGUGGGGUGGGGGGGGGGGGGGUGGGGGGGUGGGGGGGUGGUUGGGGGUGGGGUGGUUGGUGGGGGGGGGGGGGUUGGGGGGUUUUGGGUGGGGUGGUGGGGGGGUGGGGGGGGUGGGUGGGGGUGGGGUGGGUGUUGGGGGGGGUGGUUGUGGGGGGUGUUGGUUUUGUGGUGUGGUGUGUGUUGUGUGGGGGGGUGGGUGGGGGGGUGUGGUUUGGUUGUGUGGGGUGGGGUUUGGGUGGUUGGGGGGGGUGGGGGGUGUGGGUGGGUGUGUGGGGGGGGUGGUUGGGGGUGGGGGGGUGUGUGUUGUGUGGGGUGUGGUGGGUGGGGGGGGGUGGUGUGGGGGUGUUUGGUGGGGUGUUUGGUUUGUUUUUGUGGUUGUUUGGGGUUGGGUGUGGGGGGGGGGUGGGGGGGGUGGGGGGUGGGGGGGGUUGGGGUGUGGGGGGGUGGGGGUUUGGGGGGGGUGGGUUGUUGGUGGUGGUGGUGGGGGGGGGGGGGGGGGGGGGGUGGGUGGUGGGGGGGGGGUUGUGGGGGGGUGGGGGGGUGGGGGGGGGGGGGGGGGGUGGGUGGGGGUUUGUGGUGUGUUGUUGGUGGGGUGGGUGGUGUGUGGUGGUGGGGGGGGGGGGGGGGGGGGUGUUGUUGUGGGGGGGUGGUGUGUUGGGUGGGGUGUGGGGGUGGUGUUGUGGUGGGUUGGUGGGGGGUGGGGGGGGGGGGGUGGUGGGUGUGUGUGGUGGGGGUGGGGGGGGGGGUGGGGGGGUUGGGGUGGGUGGGGGGGGGUGGGGGGGUGGGGGUGGGGUUGGUGGUGUGGUGUGUUGUGGGGGGGGUUGGGGGGGGUGGGGGGGUUGGGGGGGGUGUUUGGGGGGGGGUGGUUGUGGGGGAGGGGGUGUUGUGGGUGGGUGGGGUGGGGGGGUGGGUGGGGGGGGUUGUGUGGUGGUGUGGGUUUGGGUGGGGGGGGGUUUGGGGUUGGGGUGGUGGGGUGUUGGUUGUUGGGGUUGGGGGGGUGUGGUUGGGUGGGGGGUUUUGUGGUGGUGUGGGUGGUGGUGGUUGGGUUGGUGGGGUGGGGGGGGGGGGUUGGGGGGUGGGGGGUGGGGGUUGGGGGUGGGGGGGGGGGGGGUGGGGUGGGUUGGGUUUUUGGGGUUUGGUAGUGGGGGGGGUGGGGGGGGGGGGGGGGGUGGGUUGUUGGGGGGGUUGUGUGUGGGGGGGUUGUUGGGGGUGGUGGUUGGGUGGGGGUGGUUGUGUGGGGUUGGUUUGGGGUGUGUGUGGUGGUUGGGGGGGUUGGUGGGGGUGUGGGUUUGGGGGGGUGGGGUGGGUGGGGUGGUGGGGGGUGGUGGGUGGGGGUGGGGGGUGGUGGGGGGGGGGGGGGUGGGGGUUGGGGUUGUGGGGGUGGGGGGUGUGGGGGGGUGGGGGUGUGUGUGUUUGUUGUGUGUGGGUUUGGGUGUGGUUGGGUGUGGUGUGGUGUUGGGUUUUGGGUGUGGUGUUGGGGUUGUGGGUGUGUGGUGGUUGUGUUGGUGGUUGGGUUUGUGGGUGUGGUUUGGGGUUUGGGUGUGGUGUUGGUUGUGGGUUGUGUUGGUUGUGGGUGUGUGUUGGGUUUGUUGUGUUUGGGGUUUGUGGUUUGGUGUUUGGGUUGUGUUGUGUGGGUGUUGUGGGUGUGGUUUUGGGGGUUUGUGGGUGGUUUUUGGGUUGUGGGUGUGGUGUUGGGUUGUGGUGUGUUGUUGGGUUGUGGUGUGUGUUGGGUUGUGGGUUGGUGUUGGGUUGGGUGUGGUGUUGGGUUGUGUUUGUGUUGUAUGGUGUAGUGUGUUGUUUUUUGGGUUGUGUGUUGGUGUGGGUUGUGUGUGUGUGUGGUUGGGUUGUGUGUGUUUGUUGUUGUUGUGGGUUGGUUAGUUGUGUGUUGUAUGUUGGGGUUGUGUUUGUGUUGUUGGUUUUUGGGUUGGAAGAGUGA